This is a messenger RNA of Vicia faba (fava bean), 1425 nucleotides long. The record is from the annotation of a GenBank genome assembly. NCBI's taxonomy places the organism in Eukaryota, Viridiplantae, Streptophyta, Magnoliopsida, Fabales, Fabaceae.
AUGAAUGGCGAGGAGUGUGAAGAAAUGGAAAGAGUGAAUGAGAAAUUGGUUUACAUGUGGGGUUAUUUACCGGGAGCUUUGCCGCAAAGGACGCCGUUGUUGAGCCCGGUUCUCGUUAGGGCUCCGGCGAAUGGUUGUAACUGGAAAGAUGUUUCCGGUGGUGGUUGUGGAUUCGCCAUGGCUAUAUCUGAACAAGGAAAGCUUAUCACAUGGGGAUCAACGGAUGAUCUUGGCCAAAGUUAUGUAACUUCGGGAAAGCACGGGGAAACUCCAGAGCCUUUCCCUCUUCCAGAUGAAGUUUCUAUUGUACAAGCUGCUUCUGCGUGGGCACAUUGUGUUGCUGUAACAGAUUGUGGACAAGUUUACACAUGGGGUUGGAAGGAAUGUAUUCCUUCUGGGAAGUUAUUAGGUGAACCUUUGCCAGGGGUAAGUUCUGCAAAAGUUGCACAAGGAAAGCGGAGUUCGUUCUUGACAGAGCAAGUCGGCUCUCAUUCAGAAGUCUCAAAGUCCAUCGGAGGAACUGCUUCCAGUGGAGAAGAAAGUACUAAGAGAAGGAAGGUAUCUUCAGCAAAGCAAACAGCUGAAAUCUCAUCAUCUGGUGAUGAUAUUCUGACAGCAAUGCCAUGUCUUGUCACACUAAACCCUGGAGUAAGGAUAACAAGUGUUGCUGCCGGUGGCCGUCAUACCCUAGUAUUGUCAGAUAUAGGACAGGUGUGGGGCUGGGGCUACGGAGGCGAAGGGCAGCUUGGUUUAGGUUCCAGAAUACGUAUGGUGUCCUCUCCCCAUCUUAUUCCAUGUAUUGAUUCCUCUUCGUAUGGAAACGAUAUAUCAACAUCGCUGGCUCAAGGAAGCACAAGUUCAGAGGGACAGAAUUUUAGGAUUCCUGGAAGUUAUAUAAAGGGUAUUGCCUGUGGAGGUCGACAUAGUGCAGUAAUCACAGAUGCUGGAGCUGUGCUUGCGUUUGGUUGGGGACUUUAUGGACAGUGUGGGCAAGGAAGUACAGAUGAUGAACUAAGUCCGACCUGUGUGUCUUCCUUAUUGGGUAUUCGAAUAGAAGUAGUUGCUGCUGGCCUGUGGCAUACUGUCUGUACAUCUGCUGAUGGUGACGUAUAUGCAUUUGGUGGAAACCAGUUUGGGCAGCUGGGAACUGGUUCUGAUCAAGCUGAGACUCUACCAAGACUACUGGAUUGUCCGAACUUGGAAAAUGUCAACGUAAAGACCAUAUCUUGCGGGGCUCGUCAUACUGCUCUAGUAACAGAUAACGGAAAAGUCUUCAGCUGGGGAUGGAACAAGUAUGGACAGUUGGGCCUCGGGGACGUGAUUGACCGCAACAUUCCUUCUGAAGUAAGCAUAGAAGGUUGUGUAGCCAAAAACGUUGCAUGUGGUUGGUGGCACACUCUUCUUUUGGCCGAGUCUCCCACUUGA